AUGCAGAAUCGAAAGGAGCUUGAAUUGAAAGCACAACAGAUGCGAGCGGUGGCACUUUAUUCCGUGAUACUGGGUACUGUUGCUGUAACACUGAGUGUUAUUAUCGUUCCAUUCCUGCAUUCUCUGAUCAGUUCAUUGGAUGCAAAUGUAAAGGUACUGCAAAUGAUCACACUGAAAUAUAUAUUAACUCAUCUGAUCGUAAAUUCUCAAAUUACAGCUACACUUACAAAAUACCGCAAUCCUACACUUUGGAUAUGUGCCAAAGUUUCUAAUUGUUACUACGUAGUAUUCACAAAUCCGCACCUUCACUUUUGGUACUAA
Gongylonema pulchrum is the source of this 321-nucleotide messenger RNA. NCBI's taxonomy places the organism in Eukaryota, Metazoa, Nematoda, Chromadorea, Rhabditida, Gongylonematidae. The record is from the annotation of a GenBank genome assembly.